CCUCAAGAAGCCCCUCAGUUAUUUCCGGAGCAACUGCGACCACGCAGCGCUAUCAACGGUUCAACUUGGAGAACGACCCCGCUCCCUUUAAGCGGGUUCAUUUCCGCGUAAACGAAAGAGCGAAACGUCAUCACGUACGCGCCCCGCCUACCUUUUUCCCAACCGAGCGGAACUGGAAGGCUGGUCGAGAGCGCGCGCGUGUCUCCCUUGUAGUGACUGGCCGUCUCGGAUGUUUUCUGAUGUAGUCUGAAGAGCAGCUAUGGAAAAAUGGAGCUUAAUGGCAAUUGCAGCUUUAUUAGGACUUACUAUUCGUUGGACUGUGUCGCUUGGUUCCUAUUCAGGUGCAGGAAAACCACCUUUGUAUGGUGACUAUGAAGCUCAAAGACACUGGCAAGAAGUUACCUACAAUCUUCCAGUCAAACAGUGGUAUUUCAACACAAGUGACAAUAAUUUACAGUACUGGGGUCUUGACUACCCACCCCUUACUGCUUAUCACAGUCUUUUGUGUGCUUAUGUGGCAAAGUUAAUAAAUCCAAGCUGGAUUGCUCUGCACACUUCUCGUGGGCAUGAGAGUCAACCACACAAGUUAUUCAUGCGAGCAACAGUUCUUGUUGCUGAUUUGCUAAUCUACAUACCUGCAGUAAUCUUGUACUGUUGCUAUUUAAGGGAAACCUCAACCAAGAAGAAGAUUGCUACUGCUCUCUGCAUACUGCUGUAUCCAGGCCUCAUUCUUAUUGAUUAUGGACAUUUUCAAUAUAAUUCUGUGAGCCUCGGCUUUGCUUUGUGGGGAGUGCUUUGCCUGUCCUGUGAUUUGAAUCUUUUGGGCUCAGUAGCAUUUUGUUUAGCCAUAAACUAUAAACAAAUGGAGCUCUAUCAUUCUUUGCCCUUCUUCUGCUAUCUUCUGGGAAAGUGUUUCAAGAAAGGCUUGAUGGGAAAGGGAUUACUGUUGUUAAUUAAACUGGGUUCUAUCGUCGUUGUUUCCUUUGCUGUCUGCUGGCUUCCAUUUUGUUCAGAAGUGGAGCAAAUCUUACAAGUACUUAGAAGGCUCUUUCCAGUUGAUCGAGGUUUGUUUGAGGAUAAAGUAGCCAAUAUUUGGUGUACCUUAAGUGUCCUUAUCAAAAUUAAGACAGUUCUGUCAUCACAAACACAGUUUAAACUGAGCUUUGCUUUAACAUUUCUGAGUCUACUUCCCUGUUGUAUAAAACUAACCCUUCAGCCUUCUCUAAAAGGAUUUAAAUAUGCUUUGGUUAGCUGUGCAUUGUCCUUCUUUCUGUUCUCAUUCCAAGUGCAUGAAAAAUCUAUUCUUCUAGUUUCAAUACCAGUCUGCUUAGUUAUAAAUGAAAUUCCUUUUAUGUCAACAUGGUUUCUGCUUGUUUCAACAUUUAGUAUGCUCCCUCUCCUUCUGAAGGAUGGCCUGCUCCUUUCUUAUAUUGUGACCACACUGGCCUUUUUUACUGUGUGUAUAGCUUCUUUUUCAAUAUUUGAAAAAACUUCCGAAGAUGAUUUGCAGCUGAAAACAUUUUCCAGUUCUCUCAGGAGAUACAUUCCUUGGUUUAGGACAUUUCCAAAUCUUAUGAAGAGUGCAUUCCUUGUCUCAAUAACUCUGAUGGGCAUCCUGACUUUAAUGAGUGCUACACUGGAUCCUCCAAAAAAGCUACCAGAUUUAUUUCCACUAGCUGUCUCAGCUGUAUCCUGCUUGCACUUUCUAUUCUUCUUGUUGUAUUUUAAUGUCAUUACCAUAUGGGAACUGAGAGAUAGCCGAAAUCAGAAAAAAUCCAAUUAGUUCCAAAUGCCAACUCACAAACAUUAAAGAUUAAAAGUUGUCAAGAAACA
This is a messenger RNA of Eublepharis macularius, 1833 nucleotides long. RefSeq names its product ALG6 alpha-1,3-glucosyltransferase (gene ALG6). Lineage: Eukaryota; Metazoa; Chordata; Lepidosauria; Squamata; Eublepharidae. The coding region runs from base 260 to 1783 and encodes 507 amino acids. Gene Ontology annotation, biological process: protein N-linked glycosylation. Gene Ontology annotation, cellular component: endoplasmic reticulum membrane. Gene Ontology annotation, molecular function: dolichyl pyrophosphate Man9GlcNAc2 alpha-1,3-glucosyltransferase activity. The record is from RefSeq and is a predicted model, not a curated record. The transcript has 15 exons.